Mesocricetus auratus (golden hamster) is the source of this 1804-nucleotide messenger RNA. RefSeq names its product islet cell autoantigen 1 (gene Ica1). Bases 209 to 1657 code for a protein of 482 amino acids. Gene Ontology annotation, molecular function: protein domain specific binding. The record is from RefSeq and is a predicted model, not a curated record. The transcript is spliced from 14 exons. Gene Ontology annotation, cellular component: Golgi apparatus. Gene Ontology annotation, biological process: regulation of transport. NCBI's taxonomy places the organism in Eukaryota, Metazoa, Chordata, Mammalia, Rodentia, Cricetidae.
AGCCGCUGCAGGAAGGACCGCUUCCUGCGCUCCCCGCCCCUUCCCUCGCCAGAGCUGACGCUGACGUCGGCGCAGGGAGCUGGAGGGAAGCUCCGAUCUCCGCCGGGAGGCUCCGAGGGGCCGGGGCUCCGAGGUUUAAUAUAACAUAUCAUAUCAUGCUUUUUCUCUGCCCCUUCUCAAAUCAUCAACAGUAGAAAAAGAAGAAGACAUGUCAGGACACAAAUGCAGUUAUUCCUGGGAGCUGCAGGACCGGUUUGCUCAAGAUAAGUCAGUUGUCAAUAAGAUGCAGCAGAAGUAUUGGGAAACGAAGCAGGCCUUUAUCAAGGCCACAGGGAAGAAGGAAGAUGAGCAUGUUGUUGCCUCUGAUGCAGACCUAGAUGCCAAGCUAGAGUUAUUCCAUUCAAUUCAAAGAACCUGUUUGGACUUGUCUAAAGCAAUUGUACUGUAUCAAAAGAGAAUAUGUUUCUUGUCUCAAGAAGAAAACGAACUGGGAAAAUUUCUCCGAUCCCAAGGCUUCCAAGAUAAAACCCGAGCAGGAAAAAUGAUGCAAGCCACAGGCAAGGCCCUCUGCUUUUCCUCCCAGCAAAGGUUGGCUUUGCGAAACCCUUUGUGUCGAUUUCACCAAGAAGUGGAGACUUUUAGACAUCGGGCCAUCUCUGAUACCUGGCUGACCGUGAACCGCAUGGAGCAGUGCCGGACAGAAUACAGAGGGGCGUUAUUAUGGAUGAAGGACGUGUCUCAGGAACUUGAUCCAGACCUUUACAAGCAAAUGGAGAAGUUCAGGAAGGUUCAGACACAAGUACGCCUUGCAAAAAAAAACUUUGACAAGUUGAAGAUGGAUGUGUGUCAGAAGGUGGAUCUCCUUGGAGCAAGCAGAUGCAAUCUCUUAUCUCACAUGCUAGCAACAUACCAGACUACUCUGCUCCACUUUUGGGAGAAAACUUCUCACACCAUGGCAGCCAUCCAUGAGAGCUUCAAAGGUUAUCAACCAUAUGAAUUCACAACUCUAAAGAGCUUACAAGACCCCAUGAAAAAGCUAGUUGAGAAGGAAGGGAAAAAGAACACGCCGCGGAGGGAAAACCCGGAGGCUGCGUCGCAGGAGCCGAGGCAGUUAAUUUCUUUGGAGGAUGAGAACCAGCACAAAGAAUCUUCCACUUGUCAGGCUGAAGAUGGGAAAAGUAUCUUGUCUUCUAGAGACAAAAGCUCCGCACCUGAUGCAUGCUCAGGACCAAUAGAUGAACUAUUAGAUAUGAAACCUGUAGAAGCUUGCCUGGGUUCCAUGGCAGGGACCCCAGACGCAGAAGGUGUUGACAAGGAUGACCUGCUGCUGUUGAAUGAGAUCUUCAGUGCUUCCUGCCUGGAUGAAGGAGAGUUCAGCAGAGAGUGGGCUGCUGUGUUUGGAGAGGACCGGCUAAAGGAGCCAGCCCCUGAGGGGGCCCAGGGAGAGCCAGAACCCAAGCCCCAGCUAGGCUCUGGAUUCCUUCCUUCGCAACUUUUAGACCAAAACAUGAAAGAUCUCCAGGCCUCUCUCCAAGAGCCUGCCAAGGCUGCCUCGGACCUGACUGCCUGGUUCAGCCUCUUUGCUGACCUCGACCCCUUAUCAAAUCCUGAUGCUGUUGGGAAAACCGAUAAAGAACAUGAAUUGCUCAAUGCAUGAGUCUGCAACCUGCAACAGGGAGCCCUCGGGCCACUCCGCAGCACCUCGUCCGGGGCUUGCAGAAGUCUAACUUGCUCAGUAUGCUGUUUUAAUAUUUACGUGCCAUUUUAAUAAAAUGAGAGGGUCAAGGCCCUGUUUCUAUCGGUA